Limulus polyphemus (Atlantic horseshoe crab) is the source of this 2135-nucleotide messenger RNA. RefSeq lists its product as uncharacterized. NCBI's taxonomy places the organism in Eukaryota, Metazoa, Arthropoda, Merostomata, Xiphosura, Limulidae. The record is from RefSeq and is a predicted model, not a curated record. Bases 1 to 1011 code for a protein of 336 amino acids. The transcript is spliced from 7 exons.
AUGACAGAUGUGGAUAAAUUUAAUCUCUGUCGUCAGGACCCAGAUUUAGAAAGAUCCAACCAAACUCACGUCUUCCUUGCCAAGACAGAUCUUAGUACUGAGGGCCUAUAUGAGUGUGAAGUAUCGACGGAAGCGCCAUCUUACAGAACAGUGCAAGUUGAUAAGGCAUUGAAGAUAUAUGUUUUACCACAAGAACCACCUGAUAUUGAAGGUAACCAACCACUUUAUCAGAUUGGUGAAGAAUUAAAUGUCACAUGUUUCUCAAAGCCUUCCAAACCAGUCUCUAACCUCAUGUGGUUCAUCAACGGGCAAGAGGCCAAGUCAUCAUUCUUAACUUCUUACCCCGUUCAAGAGCACUUUGAUGGAUUGGAAUCAACUGCUCUAGGCCUAACUUUCAUUGUUACGUACAGUCACUUCGCAUUUGGUUCCUUGGGACUUCGUUGCACAGCCUCCGUAACCCAAGAAUACUCCACUCACAGCAAAGAACUAAUUAUAGGAGAAAGUAUUAAAGCAGACAAUUUUCGUUCAUCAAACGUUGUUGUCCAAAAUAUAGCUCCACGUAUAACAGGAGACAAAGGUAGAUACGUCGUAGGGGACAUUGUAAAUCUGAACUGUUCUUCUUCAAGAGAUACGAAGUCCCUUAAACUUUCAUGGUCUAUUAAUGGAAAACAGGUCAACACUUCGUAUCUUAUUAUACAUCCGAAUAUUCACCGGGAAGAUGGAACUUUAUUUUCUCAACUGGGCUUGAGAUUCACUAUCACACAAAAGCACUUACAUGGUGAUGGUCUUAAAAUCAGAUGUACUGCUACGGUUGCUAAGGUAAUUGAUACAAGCAGUAAAGAAGUAUUCAUUGGAGGUUAUCAACAGACUUCUGGCCUUCAUGAAAUAGGGAACUUGGAAGCAGAACCAACCAAUGGAGAAGAUGAAUUUGUGUCUUCUGGGACUCUGAUGAUUGGUCUACCUAUGGUUUGCGUCACAAAUUAUUUCUUCAGCUUGAAAGUAUAUACUUAGUAAAGAUUAUUUCACUCGCUUUAAAAAAAACAUAAAUGGACUUUGUUGCUGUGGCGAAGAGCUCCCAGGUUUGAUGCUUCUGCAAGAUAUCACAAUACAUAGAAUAUCUAGAGAUCAACAACCUGGAUUUACAUGGCUAUAAACAAGUGUGAAAUGCAGGUAUAGGAUUUGGUCUGAUGUGAAUUCUGCUGCUAUUUACUUUUGCUGCUUAACAUCAUUAUGCAUCUGUUCUUCCUGGGGGCAUUUCUCGUGUUGGUGUAAAAUUAGAAUUAUUCUGAAAUACAUUAGAUAUCACUGUUUCUCGCGAACCACAUUUAACCAUAAAUGGUGUAAUAAUGUCAUGAUGUGUGACAGUUCUAAGACAAGACUCACCAUUGUUUAUUUACGUUUCUAGUUAUAUCUAAAUUAAACGCUUUUUAUUCUCAUAAUUAUUUUGUGAAGUCCUUACGUAAUCCCUCAAAAUGAACUGAAAAAAUUAUUUGGGUAUCUUUUUCAAUUCUAUCCAAAUACAUUGUACUUCAUUUUGGUGCUACUGGUAUAAAAGAAAGUUUUAUUUAUAUGAGAAUAUUGUAAUAAUAUUAAGAAAGAUUUAAAAAAUAGAAGGAAGUCAAGGGGUUACAUCGUCGUCUCUUUACUGACAAAAAUAUUGUGCAAGAUUCAAAUUUAUUGUGUUCAAUUAGUACGGUAUCAGGACCAUUAUAAUAUAAGUUUUAGUGAGUAUGCCAGUGCGUGUUUGGACCAAAUAUUAUGUUCGUUACUGUUUUUCGUUUGUGUGUAUGUGAGUGUGUGUGUGUUUGAACAAAAUAUUAUACUUGAUAAUAAUUUUCAUGAGUAUCCAAGUAUCUGUUUGAACAAAAUCUUAUGAGCAUUCGGUUGUGUGAUAGAACCAGAUAUUAUGCUCCUUACCAGUUUUCAUAAGUAUUCAAGAAUUUGUUUUAACUAACUCCUAUUCUAGUUAUGUAUUAAAACCGGUAACUAGCAUCAAAUUUAGCUCAAACAGAUACUUGAAUACUCACGAAAACCGGUAACAAGCAUAAGAUUUUGUUCAAACAGAUUCUUGAAUACUCACGAAAACUGAUAAGGAGCAUAAGAUUUUGGUUCUAUCAUAUACUAAUGCUCAUGAA